GAAAGGCACCCCCAGUUCUACAAAGUCAUUCAUCGGCAGAACUUGCGCAUGUUGUCAAUGGAGUCCUCGUCAUCUUCUUCUUCGUCAAAAUAUUCCCUUUCUUCUUUGGAUUACCUCACGCUGUUUCUUCUACGCCCGGUCCUCGCAAUCGCAUUCGUACUCUCCCUGAUUUCUCUUGGUUGGUGGUUGGCGUGGAAGCUAGUCCUGGUUCACGUGCCUUUGGUGCAAGAGAUUUUCGGUUUACGAAAGAAACAAGUCAAGCCAAAGCCCCCAACACGUAGGCUAUCUAAGAUUUACAGUAGCAUGAAUGCCCGGAAUUCAGCUUCUUGAUG
This is a messenger RNA of Alnus glutinosa, 332 nucleotides long. RefSeq lists its product as uncharacterized. The record is from RefSeq and is a predicted model, not a curated record. NCBI's taxonomy places the organism in Eukaryota, Viridiplantae, Streptophyta, Magnoliopsida, Fagales, Betulaceae. The transcript has 2 exons. The coding region runs from base 49 to 330 and encodes 93 amino acids.